Maylandia zebra (zebra mbuna) is the source of this 2603-nucleotide messenger RNA. Its product is annotated as beta-1,3-galactosyltransferase 1. NCBI's taxonomy places the organism in Eukaryota, Metazoa, Chordata, Actinopteri, Cichliformes, Cichlidae. Gene Ontology annotation, molecular function: N-acetyl-beta-D-glucosaminide beta-(1,3)-galactosyltransferase activity. The record is from RefSeq and is a predicted model, not a curated record. Gene Ontology annotation, cellular component: Golgi membrane. Gene Ontology annotation, biological process: protein O-linked glycosylation.
GCUUUAACACUGCUUGGUGUCUGCUCUAGUCUGUCCCUGUGAAACAAAAUGCCAGCGUUGACAUGAAUUUUUCAGCGAAACAACAUCUCCUCAGUUUUUUCUUUGUAUAACUGGACAAGGGGAAAAGCUUACAUUUUUAGAAAACUGAAUGUUAACAUCCAAUGAAGCCAAGAAAUGGUGGAAGGUGUGAAACCAGCAGAGGAUGGGAGGUGGUGCAAGUUUUCCCGGAACAAGUAUUUCGUCUUUAUUCUGGUAUUUGCAGGUCUGUUCCUGAUUUACAACAGAAAUACAAUAAUACCAGAUGAAAACCCAAAAAAGUGGAUGCAAAAUCAAUCAGCAAAUUUGUUGAAUUUCUUCAGUGGUCAGAGACUAAACAUAUCCUCACUAAACACUACAACUAAUGACAACUCCACUUCUCAAAAUACAACUGUACCACCAACACCUGUUCCUUACGUGUCUCCUGGACCAUAUUUAGUUGAAUACCCCCAUGACUACCAGUACAUCAUAAAUGAGCCACAGAAAUGUGAACAGGAGAACCCAUUUGUGGUUCUGAUCGUUCCUGUGGCCCCAAACAAUAGGCAACACCGUGACAUCAUCCGCAAAACCUGGGGGAGUGAAAGUCUUGUCCAGGACAAAGUGGUGAGGCUGUUCUUUUUACUGGGGCUGCACACCGGGGAGGAGGUGGAGCAGGUCCAACAGCAAGUACUUGAGGAGAGCAAAGAGCAUCACGACCUGAUCCAGAGCAACUUUGUGGACUGCUACAAGAAUCUCACCAUUAAGACCAUGGUGAUGCUGGAGUGGCUAACUGCACACUGCUCCAGCCCCUCUUAUGCUAUGAAGAUUGAUUCAGACAUGUUUCUGAAUGUACAUAAUCUUGUCAGUAUGCUCUUGAAUGCUCAAAAAGCAAACUAUAUGACUGGGCUUGUGGCAAGUGGCGGUACAGUACUGCGAGAUCCAAGCUCUAAGUGGUACCUACCUCAUGACAUUUAUGCUCCGCCACAGUACCCCCGCUAUGCUCUGGGCCUGGGCUACAUUUUGUCUUUAGACCUCCCAAAAAAGCUCGUUGAGGCAUCCAGACAUGUUAAAGCAGUUUACAUUGAGGAUGUGUAUUUAGGGUUGUUAAUGCAGCACCUGGGCAUUCCUCGCACUGACUCCCCAAACUGGUAUUACUUCCAUGUAUUUCCUUUGCCAUAUAAUCGAUGUGCCUUCUCCAGGAUAGUAGCCACCACAACUGAUCCAAACACUAACCGUGAGCAAAUUUGGAAUGACUUUAAAAACCCAGGCCCAUACUGCUAACCAUAAACUGAAAAAAUAAAAUAAAAAUGCAACAUGAAACAACAGGGCAGACUUUCCAUGACUCUUUAAAAAAAUAUGUAUUUUUAUAUUCACAUAUAGGCUAUUAUGAUACUCAUGUAAAAUCCCCUAAUCUCAAAUUUUAUUGAAACUGAACUAGUAUUGUUCCACUGUAUAUUUAAACUACACAGUUUAUGUAGUUUAUUAUUUAAAGAGUGACAUUUUACAUAUCUGAGUCUUUGUUAAUUAAGUUUAAAAACUGUCAAAGUGAAAACAUGCAGUCACACCCGUUCUUAACACUACAAAACGUGCAGUCACACCCGUUCUUAACACUACAAAACAUGAUCCCUGACUGUGUUCUCAAGUUACAGUCCUCUCUGUGUUCACAGUUUCUGGGAAAUGCAAGGUACACAGAAACAGAUAUCCUUAAGCAUAUUGACCUUACAGUGUAUUAAAUGGAUAUUUUGCAACAGGUCAGUGUAUGAUAGAAUUUAUUUCUCACUGCGAUUAAGAAGUUGAGAAUUUUCCAAGGUGCAUGAAUAACAUUAUAAACAACCUCUACCUUUGACGUCUGUUGCAUAUGUCCUAUCAAACGGUACCCAUGCAUCAAUUAUGGGAAUAUACAUAACAUAGGGAGUGAAAUAUAUUUAUCCCUGUGGCCCUAAUUUUUAAUUACUUUUUAAACUUUAGUGUAGAAAAUUAUUUCAAACAUGAGAUUUCUGUUGAUGUGUGUAGAAAAUAGUUUAAGGCUUGAAGGAUGUUCUUCUUGCUUUACUCCUUCUGUUCAUGUUCUAGGCCUCAUCUUUACUUACCAUACUGUAUAUAUAGAGGAAGUGAUGUCUUCCAAAAAUCCCCCUUUUUUAACGCCUGUCUGAAUGUUUCUUGCACUAAAAGACAGGCUAAUAUCAACCAGGUCACCACUGACAUAUCUAGAGUUUUUGUUUUAAAGGUUUUGUUUUAUGUUUAAUAAAUAAACUGUCAGAAAUUCCACUUACAUUUUUAUGAACUUUUGGAUAUUUAGUGAUACGAAUAGGAUAAAACAUUAAAAAACGACUGCUGCCUACACUUACCUUGGAUGUUUUGAAAUGUUUUUUGCACCUGGGCUAAAGACCGCUUGUGGUUCUGUACAGUAAAUACAAUUUUUUUUGUCAAAAGUAUUUUUAUUGAAUUAUAAUAUAUAAUUAGAAUAUAACUUUAACAGGUACAUUAUGAAUACAUUCCAUGUGUAAAUAUGGUUUUAUUAUUAUUAUUAUUUUUAAAGGUUACAGGGCAAUAUUAGUUUAAAGUAACUUCUAUGAAAACAGGGUUUU